AUGGAGACAGAGUGGUCAAACCAAACACUGGUGACCCACUUCAUUCUGGAGGGGCUGGCAAACACAUCGGAGUACCCCAUAUUAUUCUUCUUCCUCUUCCUCCUCAUCUACACCAUCACUGUGGUGGGGAACUUCUUCAUUCUGCUGACAGUGAGCUUGGAUCCUCACCUUCACUCCCCAAUGUACCACUUUCUGGGCCACUUGUCCUUCCUGGAUGCAUGUUUGUCCACAGUCACUGUGCCCAAAGUCUUGGCAGGACUCCUCACUCCAGAAGGAAAGGUAAUAUCCUUUGGGGGCUGUGCUGUACAGCUCUAUUCCUUUCAUUUCUUGGCCAGUACUGAAUGUUUUCUAUAUACUGUCAUGGCCUAUGACCGAUAUUUGGCCAUCAGUCAGCCCUUGAAAUACCCAGUUGUCAUGAAUCAGCAGGUGUGUGCAGGAUUAGCUGGGGCUACUUGGGCUACUGGUGCCAUACACUCUGCUAUCCACACUUCUCUCACCUUCCGCCUGCCCUACUGUGGGCCUUCCCAUGUUGACUAUUUCUUUUGUGACAUCCCCCCUGUUCUGAAGCUGGCUUGUACAGAGACUGCCCUCAAUGAACUAGUCAUGCUGGCUAACAUUGGCAUUGUUGCUACAGGCUGCCUACUCCUUAUCAUCAUCUCUUAUGUCUUCAUUGUGGCAUCUGUACUGAAAAUUCGUACUGCAGAUGGGCGCCGCAAUGCCUUUUCUACGUGCACAGCACACCUUACAGUGGUAUUCCUCUAUUAUAUGCCCCCCAUAUGCAUCUACAUUCAGCCUCGCUCUAGUGGGGCAGGGGUAGGAGCCCCAGCUGUCUUCUACACAAUUGUCACCCCCAUGCUUAACCCUUUCAUUUAUACCUUGAGAAAUAAGGAAGUGAAACGAGCUCUGAGAAGACUUCUGGGCCAUGGACCUAGAGAGUCAUGA
Monodelphis domestica (gray short-tailed opossum) is the source of this 942-nucleotide messenger RNA. RefSeq names its product olfactory receptor family 10 subfamily S member 1 (gene OR10S1). The record is from RefSeq and is a predicted model, not a curated record. Gene Ontology annotation, cellular component: membrane. Gene Ontology annotation, biological process: G protein-coupled receptor signaling pathway. NCBI's taxonomy places the organism in Eukaryota, Metazoa, Chordata, Mammalia, Didelphimorphia, Didelphidae. Gene Ontology annotation, molecular function: G protein-coupled receptor activity; olfactory receptor activity.